Messenger RNA from Gasterosteus aculeatus aculeatus (three-spined stickleback), 388 nucleotides. RefSeq names its product cytochrome c oxidase subunit 5B, mitochondrial-like. Gene Ontology annotation, cellular component: mitochondrial envelope; respiratory chain complex IV. Gene Ontology annotation, biological process: mitochondrial electron transport, cytochrome c to oxygen. NCBI's taxonomy places the organism in Eukaryota, Metazoa, Chordata, Actinopteri, Perciformes, Gasterosteidae. The record is from RefSeq and is a predicted model, not a curated record.
CAGAGCACGGUCAUAUGGGCGCUUCUAUUGGUCCGACUGACUCACUCAGACGGCGGUCGGGGUCAUUUCGGUCCAGCUAACAGUUGUUUCAGGUCAGUCCACCUGCUGUGUGUCGACAAUGGCGGGACGUAUACUACUUCGAGUCUGUACAGCAGUCCGGAUGAGGAGCGACGUGGUAGCGAGGCCGUUACACCGGGCUAUGGCCACAGGCAAAGAGCCACCCUUUCUGGCAAGGCCCGGGGGUCCGAUGCCAGGGAAAGGCAAGGCCCUCGAGCAGGGAAAGGAUCCCUACAGUAUGCUAAAGCCCAAGGAGUACGCGGGCACAAAAGGGGAGCCCCACAUUGUGCCAUGCAUUGGAACCAGGAGACUGGUGGCCUGUCUUUGUUAG